Messenger RNA from Acaromyces ingoldii, 2769 nucleotides. RefSeq lists its product as hypothetical. Gene Ontology annotation, biological process: cellular response to glucose starvation; protein catabolic process in the vacuole. The transcript has 3 exons. The record is from RefSeq and is a predicted model, not a curated record. Lineage: Eukaryota; Fungi; Basidiomycota; Exobasidiomycetes; Exobasidiales; Cryptobasidiaceae. Bases 1 to 2769 code for a protein of 922 amino acids.
AUGAUGUCCGCACCUGCGCCUUACCCAGUUGUGCAGGCCUCGGCGCCGGCGCCGGAUGACCAUCAAAUCACCAAGCGGACGCCGUCAAUCUGCGUAGACUACCUCUCUCACAACUGGACCGACGAAGAUGUCUGGAGCAGCUGGAAGGCCAUGACAAAGAAAAAGAACGAGAUCGCCAACGGAGUCCGGUUGGAGAAUGCGAGCUGGAGAACUUGGGCAAAGCAGAGGGGAAAGCUCAAGACCAUCAGCCCAGAGACACUGAACUGGCUCAAGGACAGCGAUGUUACCUGGCUUUAUGGUCCCCUUCACGAGCAUGCUGAACCUGUGCCGCCGCCAAAGGUGGCGAGCACCCAAGAUCGGCUGGACCUCGACACAUCGCGCAUGACUAAGUCUAUUCUCAAGCACCGGACCAUCUCCGAAAUGCUCACGACACCAGGUCGAAGCGCAAGCCCAAACAUGGAGUUCCCUUCGAGUGUCGAUGCGUCGAGAGAGACGAGUGACGACGAAGAAGAGGCAGUCGCAGGGCAAGGCUCGUCAAGAUCAAGCGGGAGACCGGCGAUCUUUGCCGUCCGGAGUGACACCAACCUCAGCGCGAAGAAGCGCAGGACGGGCGGAAGCCCUCCGGCUAGCGAGCGUCUGCUGCAGAAGCUCGACCAAGCCCCAGGCCCUGUCAGCGAGAGGAGCAACAGCAGCAACAACGUAAACGGGGGUGGAGAGGAGCGAAGACAUAUCAGCUUCAAUCAACGCGUAGACCAGUGCAUCGCAGUCGACGUCGAAGACGAUAGCGAUGAAGACGAAGACGGGGAUGAGGACGAGGAUGACGUCGACGAAGACGAUUCUGACGGCGAGUACAGCGGACGUAGGGGCAGCGCGAAUGAGACGUCCGAGGACGAGACGCCUUCGUCAGAUGACGAGGUUCUCACAAUGAAGUCGAGCCCGAGAACGUCGCCCUCCUGGCCCCUGACCUCUGCGGCGACGGUGAUUUCGUCACGCGGCUCAAGCCCGGGCUCUGAUCAUCAGACAAUUGCCAAGCUGGCGCCCACGUUGUUGAAGACCAGCGAGACAUUUCCAGGUCCUUCGCCUGCUGUCGUCGACCCUACCGGCUUCAAGCAACUACAUUUUGGCCCCAACGGCGAGGGCAAUCAGCCAACCCUUGCAAGCCAGUCAUUUGGCUACGACGAUGGUGACGAUGACAAUGAUGCCUCACAGACCCGUUACAGCCAGUGGGACGCAGAUGACGACUUUGGCGGCGACUUCGACUACUUCAACGGUCCUGACAUGAGCGAAUCUUAUCCAGGGGAGAGAGAUGGCUCCAAUCACGGGUCUGCAACCCACAGCUCGACGGACGACGCCAACGAAGGAGAGGAUAUUAACGCGACAGAAGAGAGCAAUAACACGCAAUCAAGUGCUGCAAGAGCUGGACCGAAGAGCAUCCUCAAGCGCAGGCCGAUACCUUCAGAGGCUGAUUUGGCCGCUGACAGUGUCGCUGGCGAUGUCGACAUUCUCGGCACGUCGCAGCCAGCUUCAGCGGCGCCACCAGCGCCCGCUGUGCAUUCGCCUGGAGAGGGUUUCCAGUCUCCAACCUCACCCACGUCGCCUGGCUCGCCUUCGUCGGGCGAGAGGGGACGACCGUCGCAGAGGCUAGGGAGUUCGGCCAGCUACGAGAGAGUUCAGGAUGCAAGUCGAAGUGGAGGAGUUGCUGCUGCAGGAAGCAGCGGUCGAGGGAGGAGCAGCUCCAAUGGCAGCAUCGCAUCUUCCUCGACGAGUCCGACCCCGACAGGGAGCGGUAUGGGCGCGGACGACGGUGCCGGCGGGAGUUUUGCCGGUGGCAGUGGCAGUGGCACCGUCAACAACAACAGCAGCAGCAGCAGCAGCAGCAGCAACAACACUUACCGACCAUCUGAACGUCGCGAAUCCUUUCGAGGCCGAGCAGGCGACGGAGCAAAGGCGAUGGGACCGGGGCAGCAGUCUGGCCCAGCGUCGGCGCCUCGACUAGUCCGAGGUGCCAACCAGGGGCAGUCUGCUUCUGGAACAGCCGUUGACUCAGACUCGGAUGGUAGGGGCAGCUUCGUUUUUGCGAGUCCAAACUACCCUGCCAGCCCGCUGUUGGGCGAUCGCAAGGAGGGCGAAACGGAUGGCUCAGAUGGCCUCAGAACAGGCGGCGACGGAAAUGAUGCCAAGAUGUACGGACGACGAGAGGACGACUCAAAGUGGGCCGACGAGGGCGCCCCCACUGCGGUUGCCUCGUCUCCCGUACAAGCCAAGAAGAGGAGCAGUGCCAGUGGCAAGAAGGUGAAGAAGCAGCAAGCAGGCGACGAGUAUGUCGAUGACAACAACGAAGGACACCAACGCUUGAGUGUCGAUCUGGAAAAUUUGCCCAGAGUUGAUGCGAGCAAGAGCCCAGAAGACGCUCCCGGGGGCCCCACGCCACUGAACACGCCCACGCUGGCGCUGGCCAAGUCACGGUCCUCUGCCAGACAGCGAGGAGGCUCGACCUCUACUGCUGGACGGUCGACAGAUGAGGACAGCAAGGCGCCGCCGAGUCCGACGAUUCCGAGGCGAUCAAGUGCGACGGGUGCUCUUGUUGCCCCCAGCGAUGCUGAUCGAGACGCCGGUGUUCGCGUUCCCCUGGCCCACGACUACGUAGAAGAAGAUGAAGGCGGCAUCGUGGGGAGGGCCGUCGAGAUUGUCAACACAGCUAGGGAUCUCAUCGGUGCCUUGCUCGGGACCGGCGGCGAUCGGGGCCGGAGCUGGAGGGAGGCUUCAUGA